Messenger RNA from Ilex paraguariensis (yerba mate), 1762 nucleotides. NCBI's taxonomy places the organism in Eukaryota, Viridiplantae, Streptophyta, Magnoliopsida, Aquifoliales, Aquifoliaceae. The record is from the annotation of a GenBank genome assembly.
GUCCUUCUUCAACUUUGACAUAAAUAGUAGUAUAGUAUUGAGACACCACAGGUCAUCUUCACCAACGUUUUCUUUCGCUCAAAAAUGGAGAAAAUGAAAGUUGAGAUCAUAUCCACAGAAACCAUUAGGCCAUCUUCUCCAACCCCAACUCAUCUAAGAACCUACAAAAUGUCUCGUUUCGACCAGAUUUCUCCAAAGGUCUAUCUCCCAAUUAUAUUCUACUACCCCGUAAGUGAAGACCAUCUCAAUGUCAAACAAAUUUCAGCUCGGCUCAAAGAUUCUCUCUCCGAAACGUUAUCACGAUUCCACCCACUUGCCGGAAGGAUCAAAAACGAAGAUGCCUCUGUGGAUUGUAAUGAUGAAGGGGUUAUGUUUUCGGAAGCUCGGGUUAAUUGUGACUUGCUUGAGGUCCUUAGAGAUCCGAAAACUGACUUACUGAGCCAGUUUCUUCCGUGCUCAUUAGUGCCCACAGUUCCACUGGAUGCUGUACCUCAAGUAGCUGUUCAACUCAAUAUAUUUGAAUCAGGUGGAAUUGUAAUAGGAUUUUGUUCGUUUCACUUAGUCGCGGAUGGGACCUCCUGGAGUGCUUUCCUUAAAUGCUGGUCUUCCAUUGCGAGAGGAUCCUAUUCGUAUGAUGAAGAACUCAUAAGUCCAGAUUUCUCGGUCACAUCAAAGCUCUUCCCUCCUAUGGAAUCACAGAAGAGUAAUGCUUUUCUGAUCGACAACAGAUGGUUGUCCCUAGGAAGAGGCGUUCGCAGGAGAUUUGUGUUUGAUGCUGCAGCAAUAUCUGUCCUGAAAGGCAAGGCGGCAAGCCAAAUUGUGCCAGAACCGUCUCGUUUUGAAGCGGUCUCUGCCUUUGUUUGGAAAUCGGCUUUGGCUGCUUCAAGAGCGGCCUUUGGUUCCCAUAAACUACAACCAUCAAUAAUGAGCUUUCCAGCGAACAUGCGUCCACGUACGGUGCUACCACUGUCAAAAAAUCCCAUCGGAAAUUGUGCCUGGGGGGUAGUGGUGCCCUAUCCAGCAGAAGAAACAGAGCUGCAAGGUUUGGUGGGUCGAAUCAGAGCAGAAAUAGAAAAAAUCGACAAUAAUUUCGUGUUAAGCCUACAAGAUGGAGAGAAGUUUCGGGUGAUAACCAAAUCCAGAGAAGAGCCAGAAGAAAUAUAUCCCAACGCCAAACCGGAGAUGUAUGCGUUCACUAACUGGUGCAAGUUGGGUUACAAUGAAGUGGAUUUUGGGUGGGGAAAGCCGAUUUGGGUGAGUAAUAUUGGGGGCGAUUCCAACGCUUAUUAUAUUAGAAAUGUCAUCUUGAUGGAAACCAGCUGCGGGCAGGGAAUAGAAGCAUGGAUGAUGUUACACGAAAAGGUAAUGGAAAUACUGGAAAAUGAUGCCGAGUUUUCUGCAAUGGCCACGUUGAACCCAAGCAUUGCAGACCGAGCUUCAUGCCACAAAGAAUAAUCCCUUUCUGUUUCGCUUCGGAGUGUAGUGAAAAUGAUACAUAUUGGCCCGCUCUGCCAGUGUAGACACAGACUCAUUUACAUACAUGCGUGUUUUGGUCGUGAUAGAGAGAAGAAAUGGAUCACUAUUGUCAUUGUCAUGCUCACUUAUUGUAGUUUCAACUUCAUAUUGUGAUUGUGAUUGUGAUUGUGCUUUAUUAUUCUUAAUAAUUAGAAUUUUAGUUAAGUGUGAUAAUAAUGACUUCCAAUGCUAUGUAUGUAAUUGGUUGUUUGAGAUAUGUUAAACAAUGAGAUUUGUUAGUGUGUUU